This is a messenger RNA of Talaromyces atroroseus, 2505 nucleotides long. RefSeq lists its product as hypothetical. The transcript is spliced from 6 exons. The record is from RefSeq and is a predicted model, not a curated record. Gene Ontology annotation, molecular function: protein binding; RNA polymerase II cis-regulatory region sequence-specific DNA binding; chromatin DNA binding. NCBI's taxonomy places the organism in Eukaryota, Fungi, Ascomycota, Eurotiomycetes, Eurotiales, Trichocomaceae. Bases 1 to 2505 code for a protein of 834 amino acids. Gene Ontology annotation, biological process: regulation of gene expression.
AUGGCCCAUCCUCAACCCUCGCCGCCCGGAGGCGUGCCUCCCCAUCAUGGUCCUCUGGCAGUUCACCCACAGAUGAACGGUCACCUGUCUGUGCAGUCGCAGGCCCAGAAGGGCUCGCCGCUGACAACUGCGCAAAAAAUCGCUGCUCUGAACGAGCAAGUGUGGCUUCAAAUCGGCAGUCUGACUGAAUUGAUGGGCGACCUCGAUGGCGGUAUGAGUGCCUAUGAGCAGGCACUCCGACACAACCAAUGGUCCAUCCCCGCGAUGACCGCCAUUUCCCAGAUCCUGCGGACUCGGGAGCAAUUCCCCAAGGCCAUCGAAUAUCUACAACAGGUUCUCAAACUAGAUCCUCAGAGUGGGGAGACCUGGGGCAGCUUAGGUCACUGCCACCUUAUGAUGGACAACCUGCAGGAAGCCUACACUUCCUAUCAGCAGGCGCUCUAUCAUCUCCGAGACCCCAAGGAACCCAAACUGUGGUACGGUAUCGGCAUUCUCUAUGAUCGCUAUGGGUCUCUUGACCAUGCCGAAGAGGCCUUUUCUCAGGUCAUGCGCAUGGCGCCAGACUUUGAGAAGGCCAAUGAAAUCUAUUUUCGCCUGGGAAUCAUUUACAAGCAGCAGCAAAAGUUCAACCAAAGCUUGGAAUGCUUCAAAUAUAUCGUCAAUGACCCUCCACGCCCCUUGACCGAAGAAGACAUCUACUUCCAGAUUGGUCAUGUUCAUGAGCAGCAAAAGGAUUUUGACGCUGCCCAAGCGGCCUAUCGCCGAGUGCUCGAUAAAGAUCCGAAUCACGCCAAGGUGUUGCAACAGCUCGGAUGGCUGUACCACCAACAGAGCACCAGUUACGCAAGUCAGGAAAAGGCCAUUGAAUAUCUGGAGAAGUCGGUCAGCGCAGAUAACAACGAUGCGCAAAGUUGGUACCUCCUUGGUCGUUGCUACAUGUCUCAACAGAAAUAUCCAAAGGCGUACGAAGCCUACCAACAAGCUGUCUACCGAGACGGGCGCAACCCUACAUUCUGGUGCUCAAUUGGUGUUCUCUAUUACCAGAUCAACCAAUAUCGCGAUGCUCUUGAUGCUUACUCCCGUGCCAUCCGGCUUAACCCCUACAUCUCGGAAGUAUGGUAUGACCUUGGCACGCUGUAUGAGUCGUGCAACAACCAGACUGCCGAUGCAUUGGAUGCGUACGGUCGCGCGGCUGAUCUGGAUCCUACGAACGUUCACAUCAAAGCUCGCUUGCAGCUCCUUCAAGGCCAGGCUCAAGGCCAAACACAGGCCAGCGCCCCGGCACCGGUUCCACAAGAUAUUCACCCACAAGCCUACCAGGGACCAGGGGUUGGAGCGCCACCCGCUCCUCAGUGGGGAGCUCCUGCUCCAACCGGCGGCCCGCCUCCUCAAGCACCAGCACCACCUCGCCAGAUUGCUGACUGGAAUCGUGGCAUCAAUGAACUCCAGAAUGCGGCUCCGCUUCCUCAUCAGCCGUCAGCAGCCUACGAUCAGCGUGAUGCUCUUCGCGGUCCCACUGCUGUGCAGCAUCCGAGCCCUCGCCAGGAAGCCGUGCGAUCUUCUUUCCCAGAGGCUCGUGGACCACAGAUUCCCCCCCGUUCACCAGCGCCCAAUGCGUAUCCACAGACUCACACUUUACCUCAGCUGGCGCCUCCGGCUCCAGGUACGCAUGAUCGCGCUCCUAACGGUGCUGCUUUCCGCGGUCCGAAUGGCGCGCCAGCUCCUGGAGCUGCUCCUCCCUCUUAUGUUCGUCCAUUCACUCCUCCCACUGAAAUCCGCCCGAUUCGUGAUAUUGGCGAUCGGCCAUCUUCACCGGGCCCUACGUACCCUCAACAGCAAUUCCAUUACGGACCUAGUCUCCAGAGCAGUGGCGCUAGUACAGGCAUUGCCAGUGGCGCGCCUGCUCCUGCUACCGCCCUGACAGCUGCUGAUGCUGCCGCACGUGACCGUGACCGUGAUGACCGCCCUCCGUCUGCGAUGAAGCGUGGUCGUGAAUGGGACAGUGCUGAAGGAGCGCCGUCAAAGAAGAUUGCCAAUGAGGAAAGCCGCCUUCGUCAGGCUGAUGAAAUCAACCGUCGAGUCACUCCUCCUAGAGAACUGCACCGACGUAGCUCGUCAGAGGUUCGUCGCGCCAAUGAGAACUACCAUCCUUCAGAAGCAGCGCAUCACCCGCACACUCUCCCAUCUAUUCAGCAUAUGCAGCAGCCUGGCGGUCCUUCUAUUCCGCCACUAGCUGAGGCAGCUCCGUCUGGAUCUAACCCGCCUUCUGCGGGACCGGACACGCAGACUCCAGUGAAGGAAGAAACAAUUCGCAAGGAACCAGCACCAUUGCAUGAGCCUGCUGCUCGCAAGAUGGAAGUUGAUGAGGACUACGACGAUGACGGUGAUGAUGAGAAGCGCGCCGCGACGGGAAUCAAGGGUAGCCCUCAUGGUAAUGGUAACGCCAGUGCAAGUAACGGCAGUUUUGCUAACGGCAAUGGCACGGCCAAGGCGGAAGCAGUCUAG